This is a messenger RNA of Botrytis deweyae, 2532 nucleotides long. RefSeq lists its product as uncharacterized. The transcript is spliced from 3 exons. Gene Ontology annotation, cellular component: Cul3-RING ubiquitin ligase complex. Gene Ontology annotation, molecular function: ubiquitin protein ligase binding. The record is from RefSeq and is a predicted model, not a curated record. The coding region runs from base 1 to 2532 and encodes 843 amino acids. Gene Ontology annotation, biological process: protein ubiquitination; ubiquitin-dependent protein catabolic process. Lineage: Eukaryota; Fungi; Ascomycota; Leotiomycetes; Helotiales; Sclerotiniaceae.
AUGAUUUCAGGACGUGGUAGAGCUAGAAUUCGUGCGCCUCGUAGGGCGUUUGGACGUGCCGGCGAAAAAAACGAGUUCGAGAUUCAAUGGGAGAUUUUACAGAAUGCACUCCAGGAAAUCCACGAAAAGAAUGCAGGAACACUCUCUUUCGAACAAUUGUACCGGGCUUCUUACAAAAUCGUACUGAGGAAAGAUGGCGAUCUACUAUAUGAACGAGUCAAAGUUUUCGAGGAGCAAUGGUUCGCUGGGAAAGUCAUGCCAGCCAUUCGGAAACUUAUUACUUCAAAUCUGGUCAAUGUCGCUGCUGGUGGCGUCUCUGGAACUGCCGCAAAUGAACGAAGACUUACCGGUGAACAAUUUCUAGAAGGACUAAAGGCUUCAUGGACGGAUCACAAUUUAUGUAUGGGUAUGACCACUGAUGUCCUCAUGUAUAUGGAUCGAGUUUAUUGUGGCGAUAAUCGCAAGGCUUCAAUCUACACUACAGCUAUGGGGCUUUUCCGGGAUCACAUUUUACGUUCACCACUUCUGGACAAUUCAAGCAUGAUCACUUUCGAUAUUCUAAAUUCGGUUAUAUUGGAUCAGAUUGGAAUGGAGAGAGAAGGUGAUGUCAUCAAUCGACAUUUAAUCCGUUCUGUCAUCUACAUGCUAGAGGGUCUAUACGAAACCGACGCAGAGAAUGAAAGUGAGAAGCUAUACAUUACUGUUUUCGAACCUGCAUUUUUAGCAGCCAGCAGAAAAUUUUACCAAGCAGAAUGUCAAACUUUAUUGAGGGACUCACCUGCUAGUACCUGGUUACGUCAGACAAAGAGACGACUCGACGAGGAAGCUGACAGGUGUGAUACGACUAUCGCUCAUUUCACAAGUAGGAAGAUUCAAAAAGUUGUCGAACAAGAAUUGAUCAGUAGUCACCUGAAUGAAUUUCUUGCGAUGGAAGGAAGUGGUUUGCAGGCCAUGAUCGAAAAUGACCGAUUUGAGGAUUUAUCCAUUCUAUAUCAACUUAUCACUAGGAUAGAUGCAGGUAGAGGACCGCUGAAGAUUGCACUACAAGGUCGUGUGGUCCAACUCGGUCUGGAAAUUAAUAAAAUUAUCGCCAGUGGAGAUUUCGAAACUCCUGUCGCAGCUGAGGAUACCAAGCCCGAAGCAGAAGAGGAUGAAGCUGAAGGUGCGAAGAAGAAGGCCAAGCCGAUGAAUGCUGCCGCGAAGCAAACACUUGCAGCCAUCAAGUGGGUUGAUGAGGUCUUACGAUUGAAGGAUAAAUUCGACAAUAUGUGGAAGAAAUGUUUCAAUGAAGAUACUAUUCUAGAAACAGCUAUCACCAAGAGCUUUUCGGAUUUCAUUAACCUGUUCGACCGAUGUUCCGAGUACGUCUCCUUGUUUAUCGACGAUAACCUUAAGCGUGGCAUCAAGGGCAAAACCGAGGUUGAGAUCGACGAAGUAUUGGACAAGGCCACCACUUUACUUCGAUAUAUUCAGGACAAGGAUAUGUUUGAGAGAUAUUACAAGAAACAUCUUGCAAAACGUUUGUUGCUCAAUAAAUCUGAAAGCACUGAUGUGGAGAAGCAAAUGAUUUCUCGAAUGAAGUUGGAAAUCGGAAAUUCAUUUACGACCAAGCUGGAAGGCAUGUUCAAGGAUGUUACCAUGUCCGAAGAACUUACCCAGAAUUAUAAAAAGCACAUCGAGAACGUUGGAGAUAAGGAUCGAAAGCCAAUCGAAUUAUCUGCUAUUGUUCUGUCUACCAAUUGUUGGCCUACGGAAAUCAUUGGUGGUAUUCCUUCGUCUGAAGACGGACCUCGACAAUACUGCAAUUGGCCUCUGGAGCUACAAAAAUUACAAGAUUCAUUCAAGGCAUUCUAUCUCAAAGAUCGAAAUGGUAGAAUGUUGACUUGGUUAGGUAAUUUGGGAAAUGCUGAUGUUAAAUGUCAUUUCCCAGCCAUUCCAGGAGAAACAGGACCGAAGGGCAGGGAGAGAAGGUACGAAUUAAAUGUGAAUACAUAUGGUAUGAUCAUUUUGAUGCUUUUUAAUGAUCUACCAGACGGUGCAACUUUAUCGUAUGAAGAAAUUCAAGAACGUUUGAAUAUUAGCGAUAAAGAUUUACCACGUGCGUUGAUGCAACUCUCUGGUCCACCAAAAUCUCGAGUUCUUCUUAAGAAACCUGGAAAGCCUAAUGAAUUACCUACCAUGGGUGAUGUGUUUACAUUCAAUGCCGGUUUUGUUAGUAAAGCUGUCAAGAUUAAGGUUCAAGCAAUGGGUGGACAAACCAGCAAGGUUGAAGGAGCUGAAGAAAGAAGAUUGACCGAGGAACGAAAUGAUGAACAUCGAGGGAAUGUUAUGGAUACAGUCAUUGUCCGAAUCAUGAAGGCACGUAAAGAAUGUCCUCAUCAACAACUCGUUACAGAAGUCAUUUCACAACUUUCACAACGCUUCCAACCUAAUAUCAAUAUGAUGAAACGACGUAUUGAAAGUUUGAUCGAAAGAGAAUAUUUGGAAAGAAUCGAAGAUGCUAAAGUACCUACUUAUAAGUAUUUGGCUUGA